Molecule: messenger RNA, 1228 nt
Organism: Brassica rapa (field mustard)
Lineage: Eukaryota; Viridiplantae; Streptophyta; Magnoliopsida; Brassicales; Brassicaceae
Product: basic leucine zipper 25-like
Biological process (GO): regulation of DNA-templated transcription
Molecular function (GO): DNA-binding transcription factor activity
Source: RefSeq, a predicted model, not a curated record
AAUGUUCUUCGGGUUGUAAAUAAUAGGGUUGUUUUGACUAUCUUAGGCUCAGUUGUGGCACAAACCUCACCCGAUGCUUCAUCUGUUAGAUCUGUGCCCUCAACAAGCAUUCAAAAGAAACUAGAUGUUCCAGCCACGCAAGCUACCAGUAUUUCAUCACGCGAUGAUUCUGAUGACGAUGAUCUUGAUGGAGACGCAGAUAAUGGAGAUCCUACUGAUGUUAAGCGUGCUAGGAGGAUGCUCUCAAACCGAGAAUCAGCAAGGCGGUCCAGGAGAAGAAAGCAAGAACAAAUGAAUGAAUUUGAUACGCAGGCAGGGCAAUUAAGAGGUGAGCAUUCAACUUUACUUAGUCGUCUUAGUGACAUGAAUCAUAAGUGUGAUGCAGCUGCUGUCGACAACAGAAUUCUAAGAGCUGAUAUCGAAACCUUGAGAACAAAGGUUAAGAUGGUAGAAGAAACGGUGAAAAGAGUAACAGGAGUGAACCCUUUGCAUUGGGCAAGACCAAACAUGGGAACACCAUUGAACAACACACCAAGCGAUUCCUCUAGAAUCCUACCGAACUCUAACCACGUGUUGGAACCGGCAAUCCCAAGUACUACUAAUGCCGGUUUGGCAUCAAACCAGAGAGUGGAGAGAGCGAAUCUCUUGCCUGAACAGGUGAACCGUGAAGGCAUGCAGAAUCAGUUUGCUACUAAUCCGAAUCUGUAUGAAACCCUGCUCCAUUGGAACCACAAGCAUUAAGUCAUUGGUUUUGUGAUUUUUGAAAAACUCUUUUAUCUUCCUAUUUUUAUUUGUAAUACACUGAGCGACUUCUAGGUACGUUGGUACUGUAACGGUAACUAGAUUUUGAAAGCGCGGUAUUUGUUCCUUUUAUUAUUAUUUUAAAUAUUUGUUAUGUUAUAAAUUAAUUAUUUUUUAUAUAAGAAAAAUUAAUCUUAUUUAUAAUUGUGUUGUUUGUACAUUCAUAUGUGUUAGACAUAAAUACAUAAUAUAAAAAGUUGCAUAUUUAUACUCAUAGAAAUUAGUUUUUAAGAGUUUAAUAUUAUAAAUUUUAUUAUGUAGUAACUUUUACAUAAUUUAUUUGUUAUUAAAAAAUUAUUAUAUUUUUAAAAAAUCCCUAAAUCUAAUAUGCAAUCCUUAAUCAUACAAAAGCUGCUAUCAAUUGAGAUUAUGGAAUGAUGCCAAAAAAAAAAUUGAUAUUAUGGAAUAGCUGACGUGAAUAUAUGAU